Hyaloscypha bicolor E is the source of this 285-nucleotide messenger RNA. Its product is annotated as DUF543-domain-containing protein. The record is from RefSeq and is a predicted model, not a curated record. Lineage: Eukaryota; Fungi; Ascomycota; Leotiomycetes; Helotiales; Hyaloscyphaceae. The transcript is spliced from 2 exons. Bases 1 to 285 code for a protein of 94 amino acids. Gene Ontology annotation, cellular component: mitochondrion; mitochondrial inner membrane; MICOS complex.
AUGCCUGAGACGUCGAUUGCUCCUCCGCCCGUGCCGGCAACACGACCUGCAAAGCCCGUUUCCGAGGCGCUUUUGAAUGAGAAGUGGGACCGCUGCCUCUCCUCCCUCCUGAUCCGAUCAUCACUCGGUCUCUCCUUCGGUGUCGUGUUCUCGGUUCUACUGUUCAAGCGGAGGGCGUGGCCUGCGUGGGUUGGGUUGGGAUUUGGUGCGGGAAGGGCUUAUGAGGAGUGUAAUGGGAGCUUUUUGAGGACGGGGAGGGAGGGAGUUAGAAUUCAACGACCGUGA